Messenger RNA from Metarhizium acridum CQMa 102, 1146 nucleotides. RefSeq lists its product as uncharacterized. NCBI's taxonomy places the organism in Eukaryota, Fungi, Ascomycota, Sordariomycetes, Hypocreales, Clavicipitaceae. The record is from RefSeq and is a predicted model, not a curated record. Gene Ontology annotation, cellular component: endoplasmic reticulum membrane. Gene Ontology annotation, biological process: lipid droplet organization; lipid storage.
AUGGAAACCCUCGAAGAGACUGCGCGAGUGAUUACCUCGAAACCGGCACAGAGGGCUGCCGUCAAUGUAGUGCUUCUGGUCUCGAGUGCAGUGACAUUGUUUGGUCUGGCGUCACUUGCAACAGCACUCUUCUUCCAGAACUUUGUGCCCGAUCAGUUUAUUACAACGCCACUGCAUCUCCAAUACCAAUCAGGAACAAAUCCGUACGGAGUCGCGCCACUUACAUAUCCUUCCCCGAAGCUACAGCAAGACUAUGAUAUCUCGGUAACCUUGUCCAUGCCACGAUCGCCUCCGAAUACCGAACGAGGAAACUUCAUGGUGUCCCUGUAUUUGGUCAAAGAUUUCGUGAACGACUACAAAUCUGACCCGAACGGACGAAAGGCUCUCGAUGGCCGACCCUAUCUCGAGGCCAAAAAAGUGCUCUUCAAGGCCCGUCGACCCGCAUUGAUGCCGUACGAAGAUCCUAUUCUUUCGGUGGCCAGGCGUGUCCUCUUCAUGGGCUACUAUCUCCUCUUGCCACGUUCACAGGCUCGUAGUCUUACCGUUGAGCUUGCUGAGCGAGUUAGUUUUGACAAAAGCGCGCUGCAGCCAACAGCCGCGUUUGUAGAGAUUGAAGCCGGACAGGAUAUACAAAUUUACAGCACCUCGCUGACCCUGACGGCACAACUACGGGGACUGCGAUGGUUGAUGUUCCAUUAUCGGUUGGUCACUUACAUGGCAUUCACAUUCUUGUUUUGGGUGUGUGAGGUUCUUUUCAUGUGUUUGGCCUGGGCUAUAUGGAGCGCAGCCACGGCGCCCAAGAGUGGGAGAAACAAGGGCAUUACCUUCAGAGACGGUGAGGUGCAUGGCACAGACGACGAGCAUGACGACCGCUCUGACCGCACCGCGGGCCCUGUUGCUCAUGCUAGACACGCAAGGUUAAAGAGAGAGCCUGAAGUCAAAAAGGAGGAGGAAGGUGAAGAGUCUGAAAGGCUAAUGUCUGAUAUACCAAUGGGCGAGGCGGAAGCGGAUGAUGAAGAUGGCUUUGACGAUGGGACUGUUAUUGGUGGAAGUGGAAGUAGGAGCGAUUCGGGAAUUGGGACGAGUUACAAAGAGGACGGCAGUGAGAGCGUUCGACGACGAGCUUCUCGAAGUACUUUGGAAUGA